UAUAUAGAUACAGCAUAGGUCACAUUUCGAAAGAGUGGCACGAGAUCAACCCACCGACCACAGAAAAUGACGCAUCAGCCGACGGAUAGACUCAGCUUCAAUGAUGCUAUCGAGAUCAUGGGCGACUUUCUCGAAGUCGCCUUGAGUACGAUCCUGUACCUUCGCAACCUCUACCAGCCCAGCAUUUUCACCCGGGUCAAGGCCUAUGAUGUGCCAGUAUACCAAUGUCGCCAUCCAGAAGUGAGAGGAUACAUAGCAGCUUUCGUCAGAUCGGUCCUCGAGGAGAUGCGAAAGGGCAACGCCGAGAGGAUCGCGCUGGUAAUCAACUCGAUCAGCUCGGGACAACCUCUCGAGCGGUUCCUAUUCGAUCUAGAGUACAUGGACCUGAGCAAGUUUCGUGACGAGGCAGAUCGUGCCGUCGGGCUGAUCGGCUCACCCUCACAAAGCGAAAUGAGACUAUUGCUGCAGGCCUUCCUGACGCGGCUGUGCGUACUGGAGGGCCAAUUGACCGCGCUCGACGCUGAAGAUAUCACCUUUGUGCUCCUGCUUACCAUGAAGGACGGCUCGACUCCAGAGCAUCACAUCGUGGGAAAAGAUACGAGGCCAUCGCAUUCUCGACACUAUCAGGAAGACGCUGAUUCGUCAACAUGGGUUCUAGCGACAAGGCAAACCUUGGGCGGACGAGCAGCAGAGCUGUCCGCGGCGCCCUCGGAUCGUGGUGACGAAGCAGCAUCCAUACGGGCAGUGUCUUGCAUAGAAACGGGAAUCGUCGAUCUGAAUUUGAUGGUUCAUGAGUGCGAGACGAAAGCGAGCAAGCGAUUUAGACCCGUCUUGCCCACAUGACAGACCGGAGACACGAAUACUUAGUAGUAUAUGAUCCUAUGAUCUGAUGAAAUCAUUAUGAGCGUCGAC
Molecule: messenger RNA, 912 nt
Organism: Filobasidium floriforme
Lineage: Eukaryota; Fungi; Basidiomycota; Tremellomycetes; Filobasidiales; Filobasidiaceae
Product: DNA-binding protein
Exons: 9
Coding region: 67-843 (258 amino acids)
Cellular component (GO): zeta DNA polymerase complex
Source: RefSeq, a predicted model, not a curated record